AUACAGAGACUUCGAGAAAAAAAGUACUGCGUUCAUCUUUUAUUCUAUUUCAGAAUCUCUAGCUGCACUUUUUCACAAACUGUUUUUGAGUACUCAUGAUCUAUGCAACCUUUCUCUUUCUUCCUUUUUCUCGGCACAAAAUCAUGUUUGUUUGGGGUUUAUCUCAAUCACUUGCAACACAAGUCAUGUUUAUUUAGGGUUUUGCUUAAUCACUGUACUGGAUUUUCUGAACUUGGGGGUCGUAAUUAGUCGAUUUUCUGACUGCUAUGUAAUUCCAAAUUCUAGGGCUGCUCAUUGUUAGAUAAAGACUUGUUUUAUUUGUUGCCUUAUGUCAAAUUUUUUGGUGGAUAUGGAAGUGCUAGCUUCAGCCUUGUUGCGAUUAUUGGGGGGAGUAGGCAAAUUGGUGUCUGUUUGCUUUUGGGUUCAAUCCCUUUAUAUAGCAGAUGGAAAUCUGGCCUUUAUAAAUUUCUUCCCCUGAAAGAAAAACAGAAGUUAAUGCUUGUACUCCUUCUCCGUUUGGUUAACAAGUUUGGCUAUUCUGUGACAAUUUUAUCUGCUUAAGGCUGAAUGUGUAGUACCCCAAACAUUAUGUAGUGUCUUAAAGAUGGUAAUUUGUUUUUGGGUAUUGAUUUGAGUCAAUUACUCGUUGUCUGUUACUUGCAGAUAUGACAGGUGUUGCUAGUGGAAGUUCACAAUUUGAUGCUCAUCAAUAUGAUGCUAAGAUGAAUCAGUUACUUUCAACUGAUGGACAAGAAUUCUUCACCUCAUUCGAUGAGGUUUAUGAGAGUUUCGACUCUAUGGGAUUGCAAGAAAAUCUCCUUAGAGGCCUUUAUGCAUAUGGUUUUGAGAAGCCUUCUGCGAUUCAGCAGAGGGGCAUUGUUCCUUUCUGCAGAGGUCUUGAUGUGAUUCAACAGGCUCAAUCCGGAACCGGGAAAACAGCAACUUUCUGCUCUGGAAUUUUGCAAAACAUUGAUUAUGAUCUCUACCAAUGCCAGGCUUUGGCUUUGGUACCAACCAGGGAGUUGGCACGACAGAUCGAGAAGGUUAUGCGAGCACUUGGUGACUAUCUUCGCGUGAAGGUUCAUGCUUGCGUUGGUGGGACAAGUGUUCGUGAGGAUCAACGAAUUCUUCAAGCUGGUGUCCAUGUUGUUAUUGGAACUCCGGGGCGUGUUCUUGACAUGUUGAAGAGGCAAUAUCUUAGGUCAGAUUGCAUUAAGAUGUUUGUAUUGGAUGAAGCUGAUGAAAUGCUUUCUCUUGGUUUCAAGGAUCAGAUCUAUGAUAUUUUCCAGCAGCUGCCAUCGAAUAUUCAGGUGGGGGUGUUUUCUGCUACUAUGCCAUCUGAAGCCCUUGAACUCACAAAGAAGUUUAUGAACAAACCUGUGAGGAUCUUAGUAAAGCGGGAUGAGCUCACUCUUGAGGGUAUCAAACAAUUUUAUGUCAAUGUUGAUAAGGAACAAUGGAAGUUCGACACACUGUUUGAUCUCUACGAGACCUUAACCAUCACCCAAUGUGUCAUCUUUGUCAACACAAGGCGCAAUGUGGACUGGCUUACUGACAAGAUGCGCAGCCGUGAUCACACCGUCUCUGCUAUCCAUGGUGAAAUGGAACAGAACACUCGUGAUAUCAUUAUGCGUGAAUUCAGAUCCGGCUCUUCUCGUGUUCUAAUAACCACUGAUCUCAUGGCUCGCGGUAUUGAUGUGCAGCAAGUAUCUCUUGUGAUAAAUUAUGAUUUGCCAACUCAACCAGAAAAUUACCUUCAUCGUAUAGGACGAAGUGGAAGAUUUGGAAGAAAAGGUGUGGCGAUCAACUUUGUGACAUCAGACAGCGAGAGAAUGCUGCAUGACAUUAAAAACUUUUACCAAGUUGUCAUUGAGGAGCUGCCGGACAGAUUUGGUGAUCUCCUCUGAGGAGCUGAUAUUGUUUGGAGGAAUAUUUUCUUAUAGGAGCAAUAUGUAGUGUUUCCUGGUGGCAUGCUAUAGGUUUUUUGUUGUACCUUUUAUUUUAUGUUUUUGGAUAGACUAUAUAGCCCCAAUGAUAUUUUGAUCAAAGGGACCAAUCUAUUGGGGUAGCUCAUGCCCAAUUUUGUAUUACAUAUGUAGUGCCUUUUUUUGGGACCUGCUGUAGGCUACAGAUUGUUUCAGUUAUAAUUUUCUAUUGUAAACUCUAAACUUUGUCUGGACUCAUUGGUUCG
Messenger RNA from Rosa rugosa (rugosa rose), 2191 nucleotides. Its product is annotated as eukaryotic initiation factor 4A-10-like. Gene Ontology annotation, cellular component: cytoplasmic stress granule. Gene Ontology annotation, biological process: cytoplasmic translational initiation. The coding region runs from base 666 to 1907 and encodes 413 amino acids. Lineage: Eukaryota; Viridiplantae; Streptophyta; Magnoliopsida; Rosales; Rosaceae. The record is from RefSeq and is a predicted model, not a curated record. The transcript has 4 exons. Gene Ontology annotation, molecular function: translation initiation factor activity; RNA helicase activity; ATP binding.